Messenger RNA from Mangifera indica (mango), 3514 nucleotides. RefSeq names its product pentatricopeptide repeat-containing protein At3g53360, mitochondrial. NCBI's taxonomy places the organism in Eukaryota, Viridiplantae, Streptophyta, Magnoliopsida, Sapindales, Anacardiaceae. Gene Ontology annotation, molecular function: RNA binding; protein binding. The coding region runs from base 735 to 3011 and encodes 758 amino acids. The record is from RefSeq and is a predicted model, not a curated record. The transcript has 2 exons. Gene Ontology annotation, cellular component: intracellular membrane-bounded organelle. Gene Ontology annotation, biological process: RNA modification.
UUCAUGGGUUGCAUUUUCAUGUGGCUAGGUUUGCUUAGAUUUGGAUAAGUUUCCAACUUUUUCCUUUUUUAAUAACCAAGGACCUCAACCGUAAUUCCAACUUUUCCAACUUCCCUUUCAUUUUAACUACAGGGAUAGUUUGGUCUUUUCACAUUGACAAGGCAAUUUUGCUUAAUAUUGAUAAAAUGCCAACUGAACGUAUUUCUUCGCGUUUGCUUUCUGGCUUUGUUACUUGUUAAUUUUAUGACCUGUUAAUUUGUCUUAUGAUUUCAUUGCGCCUUCAAUUUUGCUUCCGUGUCUAAUUUUUUAUCGUUUUCAUGCCUAAAUUCUAUGCAGUAUCACCUACUGUCAGCCUAAACCCUUUUAGACUCUUUGUUGUAUUCUAACUGUUUGAAGAAUUGCCUCUUACGAGCUGUUGCAAUUAUUUUAUUAGUUUUAAACCCAGUUUUUAAUAUUGCAUAAACUAUGUUUCUAGUUCUGGUAGUUUAACAUGUUGAGUAUGCAUUUUUCGUGUACAUAAAGUAAUGGAGUAUUCGACUAUGUGGCUUUUUUUGUGUCUUGCAGUUGAUUCCUUUCAUCAUUUUGCUUCCCCAAAUUACUUUAAAAUGCUUUUUAAAUAGAAAAUAUUAAUAUAUUAUAUCUCCUUCUGUCUAAGAACCUGGGUGUUAAUUAUUCUUGUAAUGCAAUCAUAAGAAAACAUUUUUCUUGGUUUUGAUUUAUGAAAUUCUGAUACCAUGAUUAGAAACUCGAAAACCCAACUGCGGUUCGCCUUCAGUUACAGUCAGACUAAUGUUUUGCCCUAUUUUAGGACUGAACAAUAUAGCAAUGAUUACAUAAGUUCCCUGUGCAAGCAAAAGCUUUACGAUGAAGCUCUUGGGGUAUUUGACUUCUUGCAUAAGAAUACUAGUUUCCCGAUAAGACCUAGUACAUAUGCCCAAUUGAUAUCUGCCUGUUCCUCUCUGAGGUCUCUAGAACAGGGAAGGAAAAUCCAUCUUCAUAUAUUGGCCUCCAAAUGUCAGCCGGACGUUAUUCUUAACAAUCAUAUUCUCAAUAUGUACGGAAAAUGUGGGUCACUGAAGGAUGCUAGAAGGGUUUUUGACGACAUGCACCAGCGGAAUGUAGUCUCCUGGACUUCUGUAAUUGCUGGAUACUCACAGAAUGGCCAAGAAAAUGAUGCCAUCGAAUUGUACUUUCAGAUGUUACAAUCUGGUGUUAUGCCAGAUCAGUUCACCUUUGGAAGCAUAAUAAAAGCUUGCUCAGGUCUUAAUGAUGUUGGUUUAGGAAGGCAACUUCAUGCUCAGGUCAUAAAAUCAGAACACGGUUCUCACCUUAUUGCACAGAAUGCUCUUAUUGCAAUGUACACAAAGUUUGACCAACUUGCUGAUGCAUGGGAUGUGUUUUCUCAUAUCACAACAAAGGAUUUAAUUUCAUGGGCUUCAAUGAUUGCAGGGUUUUCCCAACUUGGUUACGAGUUUGAAGCUUUAUGCCAUUUUAGAGAAAUGCUUCGUUGUGGUGGCUAUCAGCUGAAUGAAUUUAUAUUUGGCAGUGUUUUCAGUGCUUGCAGCAGCCUUCUACAUCCAGAAUGUGGUAGGCAGAUACAUGGGGUUUGCAUAAAAUUUGGUUUAGGGAGAGACAUUUUUGCUGGAUGCUCCCUUUGUGACAUGUAUGCUCGAUGUGGUUUCUUAGAUUUUGCAAGAGUGAUAUUUGAUCACAUAGAAAGGCCUGAUUUAGCCUCAUGGAAUGCAAUGAUUGCUGGGGUUGCUAAUGGUGGUGAUGUCAAUGAAGCCAUGUCAUUUUUUUCACAGAUGAGGCAUCUAGAGUUGAUCCCAGACAAACUCACCAUUCGCUCCCUACUUUGUGCUUGCACUGGCCCUUUGGCACUCCAUCAAGGUAUGCAGGUUCACUCCUAUAUUGUUAAGAUAGGAUUUGAUUCUAGUGUUCCUGUGUGCAAUGCUCUACUUACCAUGUAUGCAAAGUGUUGUGUUCUAUGCAAAGCAUUCCUGGUAUUUGAAGAAUUGGGAGAGAAUGCAGAUUCAGUUUCCUGGAACUCAAUUCUUACUGCAUGUAUGCAGCACAGCCAGGCUGGAGAUGUCUUUAGAUUAUUCAACCUACUGCUUGUUUCUCAAAAUAAGCCUGAUCAUAUUACUUUAAGUAAUGUAGUGGGAGCUUGUGCAGAGGUAGCAUCUCUAGAAAUGGGAAAUCAAGCUUAUUGCUAUAUCAUGAAAACAGGGCUCAUACUUGAUGUUUCUGUUAUGAAUGGAUUGAUUGACAUGUAUAUAAAGUGUGGCUCUCUUGGAAGUGCGCAGGAGCUUUUUGAUUCUAUGGAGGAUCCAAAUAUUAUCUCCUGGAGUAGUUUAAUUGUUGGGUAUGCUCAGUUUGGAUACGGAGAGGAAGCCCUUAAACUCUUUAAAAGGAUGAGAAGUCUAGGAGUCAGGCCAAAUGAAGUGACAUUUGUUGGGGUCCUGACCGCCUGCAGUCAUGUUGGACUGGUAGAAGAAGGGUGGCAGUUGUACAGAACCAUGGAAACAGAAUAUGGGAUCGAACCAACAAGGGAGCACUGUUCUUGUGUUGUUGACUUACUCGCUCGUGCUGGACGCUUACAUGAAGCUGAAGAUUUCAUUAAUCAGAUGCCUUUUGACCCUGAUAUCAUAGUGUGGAAGUCCCUGCUAGCUGCCUGUAAAACCCAUGGGAAUGCUGAUGUUGGGAGAAGAGCCGCUGAGAAGAUUUUGAUUAUGGAUCCUACCAAUUCUGCCGCUCAUGUAUUGCUUUGCAACAUUUAUGCUUCUUCUGGAAGAUGGGGAGAUGUUGCUAGAAUGAGGGGCUCAAUGAAAGAACGGGGUGUGAGGAAAGUUCCAGGGCAGAGCUGGAUUGAAGUUAAGAAUAGAAUCAAUGUUUUCUUUGCAGAAGAUAGCAUGCAUCCAGAAAGGGACAAGAUAUACUCAAUCCUGGAGGAGUUAUGGUUGCAGAUGCUGGAUGAUGAUUUUGCUCCAUUCCAGAUAGGCUUCAAAUAAAAGAAGACAUAGUUAAUAACAAAGAUGAGUUAUAGUCUCACUGUUCAGAAUGCUAGAAUGUGGUCAAAGUCAUUUGGGAGGUUCUAGAUUAAACAAUUCUCCCAGGAGGUCCUGUUGGGAGGACCAUGGCAUUGAGGUUCAUUUUGAUUCAAUAACAUUACAGAACAGCCAAUGAACGUAUGAAGAUCACUAUGGAAACAUAUGAAGGUUCAUAAUCAUAACCCCGAGCUCUACAGUUCAGCAAUUGCUGUUGCAGCUUAUUACAACUUCGCUACUUGCUGCCGCUACCAGGGUAAUCUUCAUUCUGUUCAUGCUUGUUUAUUUGCUUUGCGGCAUUUUUAUCUUCAUUGCCUAAAUGGCUUUGCCAGAUAUGUUCAAGUUCCUUCUGGCAGAUAUGAUCCUGUGCUGAAUCAGAGUGGAACUGCAUCUCCCUGUUUGCAGGAACUAUUAAUCAAAAGAAAACAUACGAUUACAAUAAUUUCAAUUAGCUGAUUCUGUGAAAA